UCAACACCGGGAAAUGUUGCGCGUUCAAGGGAAGAAGAAGAAGAAAAAAGCCCUACGGAGUCUGCGCAGUAGCGCUGCGCUCGUCACUCCGAACUUUCGGGAGACGCGCGGACGAAGGAGGGAGGAGGACGACCGCGCCAUUUUCCCUGGUAUAGACGAGUUGUUUUCAGUCCAGAGUGGCAGGCGGAAUCCGGACCGGCCCGUUAGUUCCCCUUCAGGAACAAGACUGAGAGGAGGAGAGGAGUGGACGAGGCGGAGCCAUGUCGGCCACGUGGCGCGAAGACGAUGAAGAGUUCAGGGUGGGAGGAGUCAAAGGAGGAGGCGGGCUGAGGUCCAAACCGAGGUUCUCGUACACCGAGGUCAAGAUGCUGCUGGAGGCGGUGAAGAGGAACCGAUUUAUCAUCCUCCGAAAGUUCAACCAAGGCGUGUCGGCAGAGACCAAGAAACAGACCUGGACCGAAAUCACCAACCAGAUCAACGGACUGGGAGAGAACCACCGAGAGGUGCGUCAGAUCAUGAAGAAGUGGGCCGACCUCAAGUGUGACGGGAAGCGGCGCAUCGCGGCGCUGCGGGGCCCCAAUGGCAGCAACAUGAGGAAGAAGAACCUGGGCGCCGUGGAGAAGAUGGUCCACAAGAUCCUGAUGAUGAGUCCGAGAGCAGGCGGCGACAGCGACCUGGAGCUCGGCGAAGAUGAUGAUCUGUCAAACCUGUACGCGAAGGGCCUGCCGCCCCCCACCCCAACGCCCUACUCCUACCUCAGCCUGACGGACAACCCCCAUUCGCUGGAGCUGUCACCUCUCUCGUCACCGGAGAAAGAGCACGGCGGAGAUCCUUUUCAUUCGUCCUCUGACUUUGACCUGGAGCUCGGAGACGACGGAGAACGAACCAUGGACCUGGAGGAGAACGACGACUCCCUGUUCUCCUCGGUUCCCUCCGCUCUUCCUCCUCUUCCUCCUCCUCCUCCUCCGCCCGCCUCCGCCUCCCUGGACCCGCUGCCCGACGACGUCCUGCUGAGGGUCAAGCCGGUUUUCACCUACUCCCGAAACAACAGCCAGAACAACAACCACAUCCAGAACCACAACUACUCCAGACCCACACCCGGACCCUCCACCUCCUCUGGUUUCCCCUCAGGGUCGGACCCAGAGGCCUCCGCCUCCUCCCUCCCUGCUCCUCCUCCCACCUCCUCCUCUACAGCCAAUGACUCUUCCUCUCACCCCGCGCCCUCUUCCUCCUCGGCCCCGCCUCCUCCUCCCGCCUCCUCCUCCUCCUCCGGCGCUCCCGUGACCGCCGCCCCCUCGUCUUCAGCCGGCCCUCGUCAACCGCCUCCCUCCCCCCCGUCCACUCGGCCCUCCAACCCGGCGGACCCCCUCCCGGCCGGCGCCUCCUCCCACAGGUCCCGGGACACGGUGUCCCAGGUGGCGUCCCAGAGCCUGCAGCAGCAGCGGGCCAGCCGGAUGCUGCUGACCUCGGUGUCCCGGUCUCUGGAGACGCUGGCCCAGUCCGUCCAGCUGCUGGUGGAGAGUCAGCAGGAGUUCGUGCAGGAGUCGCUGCUGCUGCAGCGAGAGACGGUCGACAUCCUCCGGGACUUCUCCGGCACGGCGCUGACGAUGCUGCGGGACAAGGCCAACAGUGGCCACCACCACCCGCCGCCCUCGCACUUCUGAAGAAAACCGCCGGAGAGACGGGACGGGAAGAAAAGACGAGAUGAAUAUCGGUUCAUCUCGCGCGUCAACUGCGAAACGGCGGCUGACAAACUUCCUGCUGACGAACUUUCUGCUGACAAACUUCCUGGCGAUGCAGACUGAGAACCACCGGGCAGAUUCGUGUGUCUGAUCCGACACUUGUACAUCGGAGAUGUCAGACUUUAUUUGCGGAAACUUUGGAGCUUGUCGUUUAUUUCAGGAUUGAACAUGAACUCUUUUUUUUCCUCACUGGAGACUGAAGCAGUGUAACCACAGUCUUUUACUGAGUGUUUGAGUUUGUCUUUAACCCUCCAGAAACCUAGAGCGCCCCCCUGUGGUCGCUCAGGGGAAAUUAACAAGGAAGCUGUAACGUGUCAGUCGAAUAUAAAACGGCGUCUUUAGCUCCAGGUUCACGUCGGCAACGUGGACCCGGAGCCGAGAGAGUUUUUAGGAUUUUUCGAGGUUACUGCUGCAGAUAUUACGACUGAGUUUUAGGGGCCACAUGGGAGGAGGGGGAAAUGAGACUUUCAUUUUACGUGAAAAAGUCAUAAUUUUACGAGAAUGAAGUUGUGAUUCACAAAGUUUCUCCACGUUCCUCAUUUUAACGCACGGGACUGAUCUUCUGACAACGCCCCACGAAAACAACACAGACACCAAAUACUUGAUUCUCGUAACAUUUACGACUUUAUUCUCAUAAAACUACAACUUUAUUCUUGUAAAUUUACGACUUUCUCUUAAAUUUAUGACUUUAUGUUGUAACAGUCCGACCUUAUUCUCAUAAAUGUACAACUUUUUUCUUGUAAAUUUGCGACUUUAUCGUCGAAGUGGCCCCUAAUACUCCAUCUAAGAAUUAGUUUCUCCAAAGUUUUCAAAAUGAAGGACAAAACAGUCCAUUGGAUUAACAUGGAUUAUAUUAUAUAUGCGAUAUGUAGUUUUCUGGUCUAAACUUGGCUCCACUUCGGAGCCAACCAGAGUCCUGCUGCGAUCCAUUAUACCUCGGAAGUCGGGGUGGGGAUUUCUUUUUGUGACCCGGGGGGCGUUCCAGUUGCAAUUUCCGACCCGGAGGUCGAUAAUUCCGUGUUCCGAGGGAAAAAUGGAACGCAGGGAAAUCUUCCCGUUGACUGAAAGGUCUCAGAUCUUUUAGUUCUGAAACACAAAACACAGAUAAAAUCAUGAUGAACAGGAAUUAAGAAGAAACAAAAUCAUUGUUAUUAUGAAUAUUAAUAAAUCCAUGUCUGAUUA
This is a messenger RNA of Scophthalmus maximus (turbot), 2924 nucleotides long. RefSeq lists its product as uncharacterized. The record is from RefSeq and is a predicted model, not a curated record. The transcript is spliced from 7 exons. Lineage: Eukaryota; Metazoa; Chordata; Actinopteri; Pleuronectiformes; Scophthalmidae. Gene Ontology annotation, cellular component: nucleus. The coding region runs from base 261 to 1664 and encodes 467 amino acids.